Messenger RNA from Emys orbicularis (European pond turtle), 2905 nucleotides. Its product is annotated as microtubule-associated protein tau-like. The coding region runs from base 1325 to 2815 and encodes 496 amino acids. Gene Ontology annotation, molecular function: microtubule binding. The transcript is spliced from 15 exons. NCBI's taxonomy places the organism in Eukaryota, Metazoa, Chordata, Testudines, Emydidae. Gene Ontology annotation, biological process: microtubule cytoskeleton organization; neuron projection development. The record is from RefSeq and is a predicted model, not a curated record. Gene Ontology annotation, cellular component: neuron projection.
UAUAUCUAUACUGCAGGUUAUUGCUUUCCUUCCUCGUGUACCAGUCUAUGACUUUCAUAUUUUAAAUUUUGCUGGGAGAACUACAGUACUUAAAGAUCAUCCCGUAGUAGGGUGCUCUUCCCUAUUUGUUCACCGAAUUGCCGUGUUUCUCUGUUCCGUGUGGUGGCCACGUGGAUUUAUUUUUCUCUGAUGAAGUUCCAGAUGGAAAGCCAUGGGGACUGAUUUCUACUGUUAUGCACAGAAUAGGUGCAGUAUCCUAGGGCCUUGUGGAAGUGCAGGUUUCCCUGUGCUUUGUUUCCACUGAACAGUUCUCUGCAGGGAAGGCUGGCUUUUGUGACCAACACACCUGUCCAGUGGGACCAGGGCUAACCCCACUAAACAUAACAGCCACAUUUGCUCUUGCUCUGGAGCACUUCCUCCCCUGCCCCCUACUUUUUCUUGGCCUAUGGACGAUGGGAAUAGGCUGUCCUUGCACUCCCUACCGUCUGGAUGUUGGAAACAGAGGGAGGGUCACACUUCUCCUCCAGUCUUCACGACCAGGCCCAGUGUUCUGACUGUGUGGGAGACGCUCCUUCCUUCUCACUAGGUGGGAGGCCAGUUCUACUAUCUCAGUAUUGCCACUCCCCCAGAAUUUAAAAAAUCAUGAGCCAGACCCCCUAAAAUCAUGAGGUUUUAAAAAUGAUUUGGGGCUCUUUUUCUUGCCUUCUGGUGUUGGAGCCAUGGAGUUCAAAUUAAGUUUUUCUCUGCAUCCGUUAGGUCUAGAGGCGCUUUAUUAUUAUUUUUUUUUAAAUAAAACCCUAAGAUUCACAAGUAAUCACAUGAUUCCAGCAGCUGGAGCUUUAAGAUAAAACACCUAAUAAUAGAAGUAACUCUUCUUUCUCCACCCCCGAGAAGGCAGUAUCUCAUCUCUUCUCCCUAAAAUGGACACCAAAGGAAAAUCAAUUUGUCUUUAAAUUCUGAUGUAACAGUCUUUCCAACCCCCGAACUCAGAGGUUCUCAAGCUGUUCCAUGGUGUGAACCCUGUCAUUUGAGGGGGUUGCUUAUGAACACUUCCCCUCCCAUUUGGGGCUGCAUAACAUCUCUUUCCUCCUUACCUAGCGGGCAGCUAGGCCGGCCGCUCCUCCUUCUUUCUAGCGUCUUUGAUAGACACCCAGUGUCUUUUAAGUAAUGAGGAGCCUGGACACCUGUAGACGCCGCUGGAAGCCAGGUGGAGGAGCCAGCACCAUGUGACCAGUCAUCUCUCUGCAGACCACCAGCAAGUGCUCUGUAGGCCACCCAUGGACGACUUCUAUAGACUUUCUCUGCUGAUAACUUUUGCAACAGGAUGGCUGAGCAACGUCAGGAUUUCAAUAUGAUGGAAGACCAUUCGAUGAGCCAAGCUAAGCAGAUCCCAUCAGGCUAUCCCCUGCAGAUACCAGUUGACGAUGGAUCAGAUGAGCCCACUUCCGAGACCUCUGAUGCUAAGAGCACCCCGACUAUGGAAGAUGCCACAGCGCCCUUAGUGGAGGAGAGAGCACAUGAGGAUCGGAUUGCAGCUCGGCAGCAUGUGAAGAUACCCGAAGGAACCACAGCUGAGGAAGCAGGUGUGGGAGCUACUCCUAACCUUGAGGAUCAAGCUGCAGGAGAUGGUGCUCAAGCUCGUAUUGACAGUAAAGACAAAGAUGGAACUGAUACUGAAGAGAAAAAGCCUAAGACAUCCACACCUUCCUCUGCCAACCCCCUGAAAGAUCGAUCCUCCAUUACCCCCCAACGACCCUCCUCUGUUAGUACAACCCCUUUGAAAACCCCCUCCAGUCCUGCUGAGUCCUCAGUACCAGCUUCCACUCCUAAACGAGUCUCUUCUAUCACAUCCCGACCUGCCAGUACAGGAACGAAAGAAACAAAGCCAAAGGGUCCGGAGAUGAAAAGCGGAAUGAAGAUGGCCGCUCCCAGGUCUGCCACACAGACUCAAAAAAGCCCGGCCAACGCUACCCGGAUCCCGGCAAAAACGCCCACGGCCCCCAAGACGCCUCCCAAUGCUGCUGGCAGGAAGGAGCAGAGAAAGCCGCCUACCACAGCAGCAAAAUCUGAGAAAGGUGAGCCCACGAAGUCUGGAGACAGAAGUGGUUACAGCAGCCCUGGCUCACCUGGGACCCCCGGUAGCCGUUCCCGCACGCCCUCCCUGCCAACCCCCCCGAACAGGGAGCCCAAGAAGGUGGCAGUGGUUCGCACACCACCAAAAUCCCCUGCUUCUGCCAAGAGCCGCCUGCAGACGUCUACCGCCCCCAUGCCUGAUCUGAAAAACGUCAGGUCCAAGAUUGGUUCCACUGAAAACCUGAAGCACCAGCCAGGAGGUGGAAAGGUGCAGAUAAUGAAUAAGAAGCUGGAUCUUAGCAACGUUCAGUCCAAGUGUGGCUCAAAGGAUAAUAUCAAACACAGCCCAGGAGGAGGCAGUGUGCAAAUUGUUUACAAGCCUGUAGACCUGAGCCAUGUGACAUCCAAAUGUGGUUCCUUGGGCAACAUUCAUCAUAAACCAGGUGGUGGCCAGGUGGAGGUGAAAUCGGAGAAACUGGACUUCAAAGAGAAGGUGCAGUCGAAAAUUGGGUCAUUAGAUAACAUCACCCAUAUCCCUGGAGGAGGGAAUAAAAAGAGAGAGAAGGGCAAGGACGAUGAGCGCGGUGCACAAAAUGGUGUGUCCCAAAGCGCAGGGCCUCAGGCAUUGCUCACUGAGCCCGCCAUCCCCGAGGAGAGCCCGCUCCCAGACUUGCAGCCAGAUGGCGAUGCCAAUCGAGUCUCACAAGCUGACCUUCCGCGAGAAUGCCAAAGCCAAGACUGACCACGGAGCCGAAAUCAUCUACAAGUCCCCCACCGUCUCCGGAGAUGCCUCCCCCCGUCGCCUUAGCAACGUCUCCUCCACCGGCAGUAU